AUGCAGAAUAAUGCCUCACAGAUGCAGAAUAAUGCCUCGCAGAUGCAGAAAAACGCCUCACCGAUGCAGAAAAACGCCUCACAGAUGCAGAAUAAUGCCUCGCAGAUGCAGAAUAAUGCCUCGCAGAUGCAGAAUAAUGCCUCGCAAAUGCAGAAUAAUGCCUCGCAGAUGCAGAAUAAUGCCUCGCGGAUGCAGAAUAAUGCCUCGCAGAUGCAGAAUAAUGCCUCGCAGAUGCAGAAUAAUGCCUCGCGGAUGCAGAAUAAUGCCUCGCAGAUGCAGAAUAAUGCCUCGCGGAUGCAGAAUAAUGCCUCGCAGAUGCAGAAUAAUGCCUCACAGAUGCAGAAUAAUGCCUCACAGAUGCAGAAAAACGCCUCACAGAUGCAGAAAAACGCCUCACAGAUGCAGAAUAAUGCCUCACAGAUGCAGAAUAAUGCCUCACAGAUGCAGAAUAAUGCCUCACAGAUACAGAAUAAUGCCUCACAGAUGCAGAAUAAUGCCUCACAGAUGCAGAAUAAUGCCUCACAGAUACAGAAUAAUGCCUCACAGAUGCAGAAUAAUGCCUCACAGAUGCAGAAUAAUGCCUCACAGAUGCAGAAUAAUGCCUCACAGAUGCAGAAUAAUGCCUCUUACGCAAAUUGCAUUGUGGCAGUACUCACCUUAGCGGCAUGCGUCUAA
Molecule: messenger RNA, 675 nt
Organism: Procambarus clarkii (red swamp crayfish)
Lineage: Eukaryota; Metazoa; Arthropoda; Malacostraca; Decapoda; Cambaridae
Product: probable serine/threonine-protein kinase clkA
Source: RefSeq, a predicted model, not a curated record